AUGGCUGACACGGAUGAGAUCAACGAGCUCUUCGCUCCCCCAGGAGCCUCACUACCGAAAGAUGUCGUCGACGAGCUCCAUACAAUCAUGCGCCUGUACACGCUCUCGCGGCAGGAGCUCUUCUUCAAAUGGGAAUCCUACGUGAUCAAGAUGGGCAUGGAGAACACCAAGAUUGAAUGCAAGACUGUCAGAGACUUCAAGAAGGAUCUCCAAGAUGUAUUGGAGCGGGAAUCACGCUCGAAAGGCCUCUAUCAGGCUCAAAGCUCGAAGAAAGCCGCGCCGACACCCCGGAACACUGCUGGUGGUCGAGGGGAUGUGUUUGGGAUGCUGGACGGGAUGGCGUCUGCUACGCCUGGCGCGAAGAUGUCGAAGCGGAAGGCGAAUGAUUUCGCCACGCCUGCUGCGAAGGCGGUCAAGAAUGGGAUCAACAGUUCGCCGUCGGACUUCAAGACCCCUGCAGUUACGAAGGAAGGCCAGGGUGUAGCUUUCGAAGACCGACAGAAUGCUGGACAGAUUAUCGAAUCGCUCAAUGGAGACCUCCCGGCUGCCACGGCACCUGAGCAACUUCCCAGCGAGGCCCGUGUCAAGCUGAAGGCCAACACCGAGCUGCCCAAGUUCGCGUACAAGGGCAUGGCGAUGAAGCAGUCAGAGUCGUCGGAAGUUCUCGACGACCGGAUCGAUAGCUUUACGGAUCUGAUUCAAGCACACCAUCAGCUGCCAGACGGUGCAUUUGGGAACCCAGCUGCUCAGUCGACUGCAGAGAUCGUGGCCGUGGGUCGAAUCGCUUGCGAUAUUCCCAAUGGCAGACUCAACGCAGCUAGCAUAGUCCUCGAGACCAGCAGACGGCUGGGCGCCGGCAUGCGUGUGCCGCUGCGGUUCGACAAUGGUGUAGGCUACGACUUCUUUCCCGGCAAAAUCGCAGCUCUGCGUGGGACCAACGUGAGCGGAGAAUACUUCUCCGUUUCUGAGAUCCUCGAGAUGCCACCACUACCAGUCUCGGCAUCCACCCCGGAAGAAUUCGAAACCCACAACGCCCGCUUGACGAACACGGACGACGAAGCCCGCCCCAUCCACAUGCUCCUCGCCAGCGGGCCCUACACCACCGAAACCGACCUCUCCUUCGCCCCCCUCCACACCCUUCUCGAACGCGCCACCGACGAAAAGCCCGACGUCCUCAUCCUCACCGGCCCCUUCCUCGACCUCGAACACCCCCUCGUAGCCACCGGCGACUUCGAGUCAUCCCUCCCAUCGACGGCCAAAAUCGCCCCAGAUCGCGCAACUCUCAACGACGUCUUCCGCAUCCUCAUCUCCCAGCCUCUGCAAUCCCUCGUCCAAGCAGUGCCAACCAUCACAAUCAUCCUCGUCCCCUCCGUCCGCGACGCCAUCUCCAAGCACGUCUCAUGGCCUCAAGACCGCUUCGCCAAAGCGCCCCUCGGUCUGCCGAAGCAAGUCCAAGUCGUCACCAACCCCAUCACACUUUCCAUCAACGAGAUGGUCGUCGGCAUCAGCACGCAGGACGUCCUGUCCGAGCUGAGGCGGGAGAAUGUGCAUCAAGCGUCUAAGAGCACGGCGUUUAACGACGAUUUCCUGGCAAGGUUAGCGGGGAAUGUUAUCGAGCAGCGGCAUUUCUUCCCUGUGUUCCCGCCGCAGGCGAGGGAGAAUCUGCCGAAGCCGAGGAGGUUGGAGGGCGAGGAGCCGCCGGUGGGUGGGGAGGAGAGGUUUGCGGUGGGGGCUUGUUUGGAUUUGGGGUAUAUGAAGUUGGGAGAGUGGUUGAAUGUGCGGCCGGAUGUGUUGGUGUUGCCUAGUGUGUUGAAUCCAUUUGCGAAGGUUGUCAAUUCGGUUUUGUGCAUCAACCCUGGGACGCUGAGCAAGAAGCGAGGCGCCGGGACGUUCACGUCGAUGAGUGUUACGCCGAAGAGCUUGACAGAGGAGGAGACGGAAGCAGGAGAGGCGGUAGCUCAUUGCAUCUUUGAGCGCGCGAGGGUGGAUGUUGUUCGGAUAUGA
Molecule: messenger RNA, 2004 nt
Organism: Saxophila tyrrhenica
Lineage: Eukaryota; Fungi; Ascomycota; Dothideomycetes; Mycosphaerellales; Extremaceae
Gene: POL12
Product: DNA-directed DNA polymerase alpha subunit pol12
Exons: 2
Coding region: 1-2004 (667 amino acids)
Biological process (GO): DNA replication initiation; DNA replication
Cellular component (GO): alpha DNA polymerase:primase complex
Molecular function (GO): DNA binding
Source: RefSeq, a predicted model, not a curated record